Messenger RNA from Tetrahymena thermophila SB210, 3927 nucleotides. RefSeq names its product WD40 domain protein. The record is from RefSeq and is a predicted model, not a curated record. NCBI's taxonomy places the organism in Eukaryota, Ciliophora, Oligohymenophorea, Hymenostomatida, Tetrahymenidae. Gene Ontology annotation, molecular function: protein binding. The transcript is spliced from 10 exons.
AUGGCAGGAUUAGCAUAGCAUAUUUAGCUUAAGUAUAUAUUUGGUAUGAACAAUGAAAUCAGGAAUAGUCUUUAAUUCCAUGAUGAAGAUAGAAUUAUUUACCCUGCAGGAUAUAAUGUAGUUUUGCAUGAUUUAAAUGACAAAUCUUAGCAUUAUUAUUAGGGAACAAAUGAAUAUAGAGGAAUUAGCUGUCUUGCGUUAAGUCCUCUCAAGCGUUAUUUGGCCUUGGGAGUUAAGGGCUAGCGUGACCCAGCUAUAAUUAUAUUUGAUACUUUUACUUAAAAGAGACGUAAGAAUCUAGGAUUAAAUUUAGGAAAUUUAGAUAGAUACAACAUAAAGCAGUGGGUUAGUAUUGCGUUUCCUUCUUAAAAUUAAGAAACGAAAUACAUAUUUUCUUUGAGUGGAGCAGGAGGAGAUGUAGUCCUUUGUUGGUGGUGGCACGAAAAGGGUAAAUGUUUAGGAUCAAUAGAUUUAGGAGCCUAAAAUGACAUUUAUGAAAUUUCGUUUAACCAUUCAGAUGCAAAUUCUAUUUGCGUAACUGGAAAUAAUUUCUUCGGAAUCUAUGCAAAGAUUGAAGGAACUUAUGUAAGGGAAGAUAAUCAAUAAAAACAGAAGCCAUCUGUAUAAAAUGGAGAAAAUAGCUCUGCUGCUUAAUUACCUUAACCAACUUUAAAUAUCCAGGUUUCAGCUGGUAACAACAAUUAAAAUCCUCAACCAGAAAUAAAAUUAGAAAAUGGUAAUCUGAUUUCUAAUCUACCUGCAGAUAUAGUAGAAAAAAAUUUUGUAGCACACUUGUGGAUGCAAUGUGAGAGUUACUUAGUUGUCUUUGUAGAAUCAGGAGAAAUCAUUUUAUGCGAUAGUCGUGGAAAUUUUCUUUAAAUAAUGGAACAGUCCCCAAGGUACUUUAUAGUCAGUAGAUCUGGUAUGAUAAAAAUUGUUGCUGCAGUUGCAUAUUCAAAAGGUUUUUAUGUUGCUUGUUCUGAAUCAAUAGUUCUGCAAUAUCAUUACACCUAAGAUAAUGACAAAAAUCCCUUUACUUGUGUCAACUAGUUUAAACUAAAGUAAUUUGUUGAGCUAAAAGAAAUCGAAAUUAAAAGCAUUUGCAUGAAUAAAGCUGAAGAUAAAUUGCUUAUAGGACUAGACAAUAAUCAAAUUUAUGAGAUUAAAAUAAAGCCAUAUCAUCCUGAAACUGUCAAUAAUGAUAGUAGUGAAGACAGAGAAGUCACACUUAUCAACCAUUUAAAUCAUACAGGACCUAUAAACUCAAUGGAUAUAUGUAAGAGGAAGCCCAUAAUUGCAACAUGCAGCACAGAUAAAACAAUAAAAAUAUGGGACUAUGAAAAGAAAUAAAUUAAAAUAUCUUGGGCAUUUAAUGAAGAAGCCUUUUGCUUAUCUCUUCAUCCCUAAGGAUUUUGUGUUGCUGUAGGAUUUCUAGACAAAUUAAGACUUAUGAAUUUGUGUAUCCACAAUUCUUAAAAUACAACUAAAAACAAGGCUUAUAAGGAAAUUUCACCAUUUAAGGGAUGCAAAGAAAUAAAAUUCUCAAACGGAGGUUAGUACUUUGCUGCUGUGAAUAGUACUUCGUCUAAUCAUGUUAUCCAAGUCUUUAAAUUUUUCACAGGAGAAAAUCCAAGUUAACUUGUUUUUAAAGGACACACAGGCAGAGUAAAAUGCAUAGCAUGGUCUAGUGAUGAUUCAUUUUUGCUUUCUUGUGGUCUUGAUGGUAUGAUCCUUGCUUGGAAACUCGACCAAGAUUUUCAACACUAGCAAACUAUUGUCCCAAGAAUAGUUGAUAUUCAUAAUAAGGGAGUCAAUUUCUCAGGAUUAACUUUGACAGUUGAUAAUAAGACUAUCGUAGCCGUUGGAAAUGAUAGGCAUAUUCAUCAAGCAGUUAUUAAUGAGUAAUAGCCUGUAGACAAGACAGAUAAAAAAUUGCUUGAUAUUAAUCUGAGUUGUCUCGCCUUCCCAAGCUCAAAUAAACUUCUUUUUGCAGGUAUUUAGGAUGAUGCAAGAUCUUCAGGAGCUAUUCGUUGUUUUAUUUAUCCUCUAACUCAUGGUAAAUUUACAGAUUAUUAAGCACAUGAUGAAAGAGGUGUUGAAAAAAUGAAAAUCACGAAUGAUGACAGAUAUAUUAUCACAGCUGGUAAAGAUGGAUGCAUUAUGGUUUUUGAAAUUAAAGAUAAAGAUGCAAGAGGUAUGAAGCUAAAAGAUGGCUAUGCUAAAUAUUCUGAAGAAGAGUUAAUCACUAGAUCUGACUUAGAUGACUUGAAAAGCACAAGAGAUGGGCUAAUUGUUCAAAUAAAUGAAUUUUCUAACUAAAAUGCGAUGAUUGGACUCAACUCUAGAGAUGAUCGUAUCCGAUAGUUAGAGACUUAAAUUGAAAAUAAUUCUCAAAAGAGAAAGCAAAUGUUUGAAUAAUUGCUCAAAUCAAAAACAAUGGAAGAACAAAAACUAAUUUAGGAAAUAAAUGAAAUAAAAGAGUAGUUUGAGCAAGAGAUUUAAGUGAUGGAUACCAAAUAUUAAAAGGAAGUAAUGUCGCUUGUGGAAGAGUAUGAAAACUAAAAGAGAUUACAUGAAAUUGAAAACAAUAAAAAUAACAAGAAGAAAACUAAAUUGCUUUAAGAACAUAGCCAAAAACUUCAAAUCAUAGAUGAUCAAUAUUAAAAAUUACUUGAAGAACAAAUCACUCAAAAAGAAAGAGUUGAAAAGCAAAUAAAUCACUUAUAGAAGGAAUAAUAAGAAGUUUUAAUGCAAAUUUCAGAAGAAAAAGAAACUGAAAUUAAGAAUUUGAAUCAAAAAAAUUCAAAAGAUGAAUAGGCGAUAACUGAUCAAGGACUAAAAGCUAAAAGUGAUAUUUCUAUUACAAAGAAGAAAAUUAUGCAAUAGUAAUAAGAAGCACAAGAUUUAAAAGAAUAAAAGUAAGAAUAUGAAAGACAAAAAGAAAAGCUCAAAAUUUAAAAUCAAGAACUUAGAGAUAAAAUCGAUGGCUAAAAGAAAAUUAUUUUAGAGCGUGACAGGACGAUCGGAGAAAAAGAAAAGAUUAUUUAUAAUUUAAAAAAGAAAGCCCAAGACUUGGAAAAAUUCAAAUUUGUACUUGACCAUAAAAUCAAAGAAUUAAAGAGAGACAUAGUUCCACGAGAAGAUGAAAUUACUAAAAUGAAACAAGAAACAAACAAUAUGGACUAAUACUUAAAAGAAUUGAAUGCAUAUAACAAUUAUUUAGGUACUGUAGUCGAUGAACUUUACACAACUCAGGAAACAAUGAAAGAAGAUAUUAAACAAUAAAGAUAGUAAAUAUCUGUACAGUAAGUUAAAAUAUCAAGAUUCAAAGAUGAUGUAUAUUCUUUAGCCUAGCAUAUAUUGGAUUAUGAUAAACUGGUGGAUGAAACUGAAAGAUUAUUCAUGAAACAUGUUAAUGACAAAGAAGUAAAGAGAUAGAGUGUUGAAGGAGAUAUAAUGAUGGAAUAUAGAAGCUAGAAAAAGAAUCUAGAAAAAUUAGUUAAUAUGUUCAAAAAGAGCUUGUAGAAAGAUAAUUAGAUACACAAAGAUGAUAAGAUCAGAAUUAUGAAGGAUAAUGUUGACUUAAUUAGAGAAAUCAACACUCUAAGAAAAAGUAUAAAAGAUAUAACAAAAGGGCAACAAUCUAACAUUCCAGAUUAAAAGGGAUAAACCUAGCAUAUGCCUCUAUAAACUCCAUAAUUGUCAAGAAAAUCAAUAAGUUAACCUGUUUUGCCACCAAUCAGCAAAUCUGCAAUGUUUGAAGGUGUAACUUAACAAAAUGAAAUUUAAAAAUCUCAUACAUAGAUAAAUCCUGAAUUAGUUGAAGAAAAAUAAAAAGUUCUCAAUAGUUUGCAAACAGACAUUUUAGAGUUAUAAAAAGUAUACGAAGCUUUAAAUUAUGAAAAGCACAAUCUUACUCAAGCAUGA